CAAAAGCAAAACAAAAACAUUAUCACGUUCUUGCCAGACUGGUGGUGUAAUCAAUUUCGUGUGCUCAAUUUGUGCAAAAUUCUAUAGUAAAAAUGCGAUUAACCGUGAUAAAUUUCUUCAAGAAGAGCGUAAACGGUCACAUCUUUCGCGGAAAGUACCGACUGGUCAAACGUGUAACUCCGCGCUCGGUGGAAACCUUACGGCGCGAGUACGAGCAAACCGAGCGUAACAUGGCCCUGCUGAUGAAGCCGUAUCUUACGUUGGAACAAUCAUCAGGCCACGCCAAGGAACUGAAUAAGAAGGAACAAACGAUCAAUAAGUGGCGAGAACAGCAGCUCAAGAUGAAACCCCACGUGACGAUUUCCGAGCGGUUGGAGCAUCUGAAUGUAAAGAACGUUUGGGAUUAGGACGGUUCUUUCUCACUAGUGUAUACUCACAGGUUAGUUUCCAUGUUUCUGUUUAUUGCACAUCCAGGUGAAAAACAUUUACUAGGGAUUUCGUAUGUACAUAACAAAUAAAUACAAAUUCAACGUAA
Messenger RNA from Aedes albopictus (Asian tiger mosquito), 535 nucleotides. Its product is annotated as large ribosomal subunit protein mL63. NCBI's taxonomy places the organism in Eukaryota, Metazoa, Arthropoda, Insecta, Diptera, Culicidae. Gene Ontology annotation, biological process: mitochondrial translation. The coding region runs from base 93 to 407 and encodes 104 amino acids. Gene Ontology annotation, cellular component: mitochondrial ribosome. Gene Ontology annotation, molecular function: structural constituent of ribosome. The transcript is spliced from 2 exons. The record is from RefSeq and is a predicted model, not a curated record.